AUGACUCUCAAGGGAGGCACCAGCCAAGCUUGUGCUUCGUGCAAGUAUCAAAGGAGAAAGUGCUCCUCUGAGUGUCCUCUAGCACCUUACUUCCCUUCUGAACAACCAAAGAUGUUCCAAAAUGCUCAUAAGUUGUUUGGUGUACGCAAGAUUCUCAGGAUACUUGAGAAUCUUGAUUAUCUCCAGAAGGAGGAAGCAAUGCGUUCUAUCAUUUACCAAUCCAAUAUUCGUGACAGGUUUCCUGUUCAUGGCUGUUUGGGCAUCAUCUGUCAACUGCAUUUCCAGAUUCGGCAGGUGGAAGAAGAGCUCCGUGCUGUCUACGCACACCUUGAGAUGUACAGGCAGCAUCACCACCAUCAGAUUGCAGCUUUGACAGAGGAUGUUCCCUCGCAAUUAGAAUUAGGAAUGGCACUUCCUCAGCCUUGCUUGGCACAACAGUACUCGUACUCUAUUAGCAGUAAUAUCAUUGAUAAUGUUGGGAAUCAGCUUUGGAGUCAACAUCCUUAUGCUACAAACAGUAACACCAAUUACAUGCCAAUUAUUCAGUCUCAGCUAGAUGCUUCUCAGCCACUAUCUACCCAACAAGAAAUUGUUCAAGAUUAUGAUGAGAUGCAUUCAUUUUUUGAUACUAUUGACGAUAGGCAAUCAUAUAUAGAAACUAAAGAACCCUAUGAGUCCAGGUAUGUUUUCCUUUUUCGAUACUGUUGA
Populus nigra (black poplar) is the source of this 708-nucleotide messenger RNA. Its product is annotated as LOB domain-containing protein 27. NCBI's taxonomy places the organism in Eukaryota, Viridiplantae, Streptophyta, Magnoliopsida, Malpighiales, Salicaceae. The record is from RefSeq and is a predicted model, not a curated record. The transcript has a single exon. Bases 1 to 708 code for a protein of 235 amino acids.